Molecule: messenger RNA, 1596 nt
Organism: Drosophila subpulchrella
Lineage: Eukaryota; Metazoa; Arthropoda; Insecta; Diptera; Drosophilidae
Exons: 5
Coding region: 98-1387 (429 amino acids)
Source: RefSeq, a predicted model, not a curated record
UGGACGGAGACCAAAACAAUUACGGACGAUAGGCACAAAGCGGACGUUGGAAAUCUGUGAAAAUUUUUUAUAAAUCGCGUGUGUGGGCGCUUUAAAAAUGGUGCUGCGAUCGGGGAUUAUAAUUCCGUUUCAGUUUCGCGACACGAAAAAGCUGCUGAUGAUCGGGGUGCCCGAGGAGAACCGCAACCUGAACAUAUGGGACCUGAAGAACGUGGUGCGCGCCGCCUUCGGGAUCUACAAUUUCGAGUUCCGCAACAAGAAGAUCGGCUUCAAUAUCCCGGACGAGCUGCUCCUGCACUACCUGGCCCAGCGUCACGACCUCACCAACUUCGUUAUAGAGAUCAGUCAAGUGUACGAUGUUGCCCUGGACAACUAUGUAUUGAAUCGCCAGUGCCGCUGUGCGGACCAAAAAAUGCUCAACGACUCGCCGACGCCCGAGGAGCCAACCAAUCUGUGCCAGCCCAGUAAUGUCAUGGAGGCCGCACCCACUCCGAUCAUGACAAUGCCGCCCUGUGAGGAGGAGGAUCACGAUCAUGAGCACGAGCACGAGGAGAGCAUGAAGUACCGGAUCGACAAGCCCAGCAGUGGAGCUGCCUCGGCCGAGCUGGGCAUGCCCGCCUACGAGGCCUGCUCGCCCAAGAUGGACUACGACACGCAGGACGAGCUGCCGGAUUCCCCGCACUCGCAGCAGCUUCCGCCACCGCCUUUGCCUUUGCCAGCGGCCUUGCCGCUCCCACCGCCACCCACCUCGCAUCACCAGCAUCUGCAACAGCAACAGCAGCAACAUGAGGAGGAACAGCAACAUAUUCUACAGGAGCGCAUCAUCCAACAAGAGUACAUUAUCCAGCAGCAACAGCAACAUCAACACCUACAACAACAACACCAUUUAGCUCUCCUACAGCAACAGCAGGAGCAACAACAACAACAAAUUCAACAAACAACAAAUAUCGCCAUGGGCACGACUACAACAAACAACAUUCGACAACGCAAGGAGCGCAUGUCCAAGCGGCAGAAGGAGCUGUAUGUGCACUUCCUGCAGCAGCACCAGUUCAUCAACGACCAUCGUCGCAACGAUCCGGUGCUGGAUCCCUACUGGCUGAAGCUGGCCAAUCUGCUGAAUGCCGUGCCCCAGGGCGCCGUGAAGCACGUGACCGAGUGGAAGCAGACCUUUGACAACUGGCGAUACCGCAUCUUCCUCUACGCGCGCUACAACUCCAAGCUGCAGGACGAGGAGGCCCAGAAUCCUCGCAACUUCAAGCCCUUGACGCGUACCGACAAGCAGGCCUACAUCAUGUGGAUCCGGAAUCCGGAUACGGCGCCACCUGAUCUGGACAAGAUGCGCAACGUCUUCUGCAAUCUGGAGGAGACGGCGGUGCAGCAGGAGUAGGAUUUGGAUGCGGAUACGAAUCCGGAUUCGGGUAUUGCCAUUGUCGUAUUUGUAUAACUUCAAAUCUUUCUUUGUCCUCUUUAAUAAUGGUUUUUAUCGUGUUAGCCGUGUGCAUAUGUGUGUCGCUGUCUUUCCUGUUUUUGGAAAUGCAUUUUCCUUUUAGUUUUUGUCAUUGUUAUGCUUAUAUGAAUAUUAAACAUGUGUUUUUU